GCGACACCCAAAUCCACCGCAGGAUCAACGCACUCAAGACUCAUGGACAUGAGGGGCGGGCAUUCGCUUGGGGACCUUCUUCACAUUCCAACAUGGAUCAGAGAGGGAGAGGGGUGGAUGGGGACAGUCCUUGAAGUGAGCAUAUCAGAUGCCAGCCAGGCCUGGGACCCCCGCGGCCAAUAUUCAUGCCGUGAUCGGACGGACGCCCCCCGGCUGCCGUGCUCCCCAAGUGAUAUAUUCGCCACAUGCCUGUGAGAUUGUGGAUCAAAUCACAUAUCCACUUCCAGUACAGUAUACUAUUUAUGAUUUCAAUGUUCUGUAUGGUACUGUACAGUACCUACUACCUACUACAGUAUGUAUUGUAUUUUGCAUAUCGGAUUCGAAGGCGUCGCGCUCUGGCCACCUUGAAAAGCCUCGAAGGAAGCAGAACGGGAACUCUGCGCGGUGGGCGGAGUCCUCCGCUACCCGUUAUCCCACCGCGCCCGAUGUGGAUCCAGGUUUUGAAACGUCAUGAACGCACACAAGGUUUGGACGUGGAGAUCAUACGUCUAUAUGAGCGAGGGGAACGUUUAUGGCUGGAAGGGCGGGGACCCCGCAACGUUUUGUGGCGCAGAUUCGAAACGGUCUUUGGGGCUCGUUUUUCCCGAGGUGGGAGAGCGAUUCGUUUUUGCAUGAUGUCCAGGCAUAUGGGCGACGCGCAUAGAGGUAUCAAGGAAGCGCGGCCUACUCCCACAUCCGGUUGUCUAUUGAGUGUCUCCCAUGUGUUUACGCUGAAGGAAACAUCAACACGGUAUUCCGAGCAAAUAGCAAGAGCGGAACACGCCGAGAGCCACCCAUCGAUGUACUGUACGACAUGCAUACUGGAUAUGCCGCGCACUAUGUGUGUACAGUAGACACCGGCGGAGCUCGCAACGAUGUGCUGCCGGAUUCA
Messenger RNA from Fimicolochytrium jonesii, 931 nucleotides. RefSeq lists its product as uncharacterized. The transcript has a single exon. The record is from RefSeq and is a predicted model, not a curated record. The coding region runs from base 246 to 893 and encodes 215 amino acids. Lineage: Eukaryota; Fungi; Chytridiomycota; Chytridiomycetes; Spizellomycetales; Powellomycetaceae.